AUGUUUAUGUUUCGAUCCAGCCUAUGGGCAGUUCUUGCUCUGACUUCUACAGUAUGCUGCUCAAGGGCUGGCAGCAAUGACCAAUUCUCCGGCGACAUUGAUCCCGGAACAUUCCUAAGCCCAUCAGCGGUCACACGGCCUCGAUUUCGAUACUGGCUUCCUGAUCCCAGCGUUGAUGAGCAGACCAUGAGAGACGACAUAAAGUCAGCCGCAAAUGUGGGAGCUGGAGGCGUGGAAUACUUGCCUUGGUAUAACGCCGGCGGCUUCCUUGGUCCUGCUCCUCCAGGGGACGACUGGGGCAGAUACGGAGUUGGCACACCCGCAUUUAACAGACUGUUUCAGACUGCUCUAGAAGCCCAUCGGGAUGCUGGUACAGUGAUGGACUUUGCCAUCGGACCCAAUCAAGAGCAGGGUGUACCGGCGGAUCCCAAUGACGAAGGCCUGCAGUGGGACUUGAUACCAUUCUCGACAGCGAUUCCUGCCAAUGGAACCUUUGCUGGGAUCAUUCCGGGAUGGGGGACCAGUGAACUACUUGCAGUCAUUUCAGCCGAAGUGUUGGAAAGAAUUGAUAAUUCAACUGCGUUGUCCUCUGCUCAUGUUCCCCACACUCGUCUCGUUGUCAAAGAAUCUUCGCUCACGGAUCGAACUGAUGAGGUGUCUUCCACUGGACAUCUGUCUAUCACCUAUCCCACAAGCUCCAGCCAACGCACAUACUGGCUGUUCGCAUUCUAUCAACGGUUGACCCAGGAUCAAAAUUUAAUAUUCACGUCGAAUGAAACGGAUGCGAUUGUUGAAAACGGAGCAUAUAUGGUUGAUCAUUUUAGUUCCCGGGGCGCCGAAACGGUGAUCGAUUUCUGGGAUAAAUACGUCCUCAAUGAGAAUGUGAGAUCCCUGCUUGCUGAAGUGGGAAACUAUGCCUGGGAGGACAGCAUCGAAAUCAAAUCGAAUAUCUCCUGGUCCAGGUCCCUUCCGAACCUGUUUGAGCAGAAGCAUGGAUACAGUCUCAUCAAAUAUUUGCCCUUGAUAAUGUUUGACAAUAAUAAUAUUGCCAUCCAGUCAAGCAAUCCGGGGCCCGUCCAGUGCGUUACGGACGCGCUCGACGAAGGGAUUCGCUACGUCAACGAUUUUCGCGAAGCACUGGUGGAGGGAUACAGUAAGUAUUUACAGAGACUGACAGAAUGGGCGACGAGAGAUCUCGGUCUACAGAUGUCAGUACAGCCCGCCUACAACCUUCCCAUGGAUAUGGAGGCGACUGUUCCCGUAGUGAACGCACCCGAAUACGAGAGCCUUGGAUUCCAGGACAAUAUUGAUGGUUACAGGCAGUUCUCUGGACCGGCUAUAUUGGCGGGCAAGAGGAUCGUAUCCAACGAAAUGGGCGCCGUGUCCAUGGCUGCAUUCCGGUAUAAGAUCUCUAGUCUAUUGUGGUCUAUCAACCGCGCGGUUGUGGGAGGCGUCAAUCAGUUUGUCAUUCAUGGUCUGUCCUAUACUGGGAACUACUGGGCAACAACAUGGCCAGGCUAUACCGCAUUCUCAUAUUUCUACGGUGAAUUGUGGUCGAAUAAACAGCCGGCCUGGGAUCAUGGCUUCGCCGACUUCCUGGAAUACGUGAGCCGGCUUCAAUUCAGUCAACAAGCAGGUCCUCUGAAGACGGAUAUCGCUGUCUACAACAAGCAGUCUGCCACGGACCCUAGCUUCCGCUGGCACGCAGGAAAUAUGACUGGGCUGAUUGAUGCAGGCUAUAGUUACAACUACCUAUCCCCUGAAAACUUGAACCUUGAGCAAGCAUAUGUCGGGAACAUGACCCUUGGACCAGACAGCCCAGCUUACAAGGCCCUACUUAUUUACGGCACGUCAAAUGUGACAUACGAUUCCAUCAUUGGUGGGGAUCCGCCCCAAUACGCCACUGCUAGCGCUCCUAGUCACGCAAUAUUCACAGAGGCUAUAUCUGAGCUGAAACACACCAAGAACGUCUUUGCGGUCUCCGAAGGCGAGCUGAUUGGAAGGUUAGCUUCUCUCAACCUGGAUCCUCAAAUUCGAGUACAAACCAACAGCACCUGGUACACGACCUGGCGUGAGUCAGUCAGGGAAGAUGUCCAGUUCGCAUUCGUCUAUAAUGACGGUGAGGCCAGCACUGGACACCUUGUGGUGUCCAGCGACAAAACCCCACAUCUUCUUGACAUGUGGACUGGGCUUUGUAAGCCGGUACUUGAGUACCAUCAGGCUGACGGCAAAACCAUCAUUCCUCUCGCGCUUGAGGCAAAUCAGACUACUUUGAUCGCUUUUAGCGGGCCUUCCGUUCAGUGGUUACGUGCACCGAAGAUUCACGCCAUUCAGGCCCCUUCCACGAUCCAAGGGUACGAAUUUGAAAGAAACUCCUCCGACUCACUUGAGCUUCAUGCCACCGCUGGACCGAUUGACCGGCCUCUUGUCCUCUCCAAUGGCCGAAACUACACCUUCCCUCCUGGCGAGAGAGUAGCAAAGAGUUUCAGCCUCGGCAACUGGUCCCUCACGGCGGAGCACUGGGCCUCUCCGGCCAACUUGUCUGAUGCCUCCCGGAUCGCUUAUAAGUUUAACACCACCCACCACUUGGACGCCCUCGUCCCAUGGACUCAGAUACCAAGCCUCACGAAUGCAUCUGGACUGGGGUAUUACAGUACCGGCUUCGAUUGGCCACCCCAUACGGGCUCGGCAGACGGCGCAUAUAUCCUGCUCCCUAAGGUCCUGCAUACUCUUCGCGUGAAAGUCAACGGCCACCAAAUACCACCACCCGACUACAAUGCACCCAAGCUAGAUAUCGGCUCUUAUUUGCAGAAGGGACGAAACGAAGUCGUGAUUGAGGUUCCCACCGUAAUGUGGAAUUGUAUUCGAAGCAUCUUUGGUCGCAUCGUAAUGGCAGGUUAUCCACCGCUUAUUAGCCUCACCGAUCCCGGGCACUUGCCGGAGCCCGUCGACACAGGCCUCAGUGGAACCGUGCAAGUGGUACCGUACGUAAAAUGGCGUGUCAACGUUUGA
Messenger RNA from Aspergillus tubingensis, 3012 nucleotides. RefSeq names its product putative beta-galactosidase A. The coding region runs from base 1 to 3012 and encodes 1003 amino acids. The transcript is spliced from 5 exons. Lineage: Eukaryota; Fungi; Ascomycota; Eurotiomycetes; Eurotiales; Aspergillaceae. The record is from RefSeq and is a predicted model, not a curated record.